This is a messenger RNA of Acomys russatus (golden spiny mouse), 1048 nucleotides long. RefSeq names its product THUMP domain containing 2 (gene Thumpd2). Gene Ontology annotation, molecular function: RNA binding; tRNA (guanine) methyltransferase activity. The coding region runs from base 23 to 1048 and encodes 341 amino acids. Gene Ontology annotation, biological process: tRNA methylation. The transcript has 8 exons. NCBI's taxonomy places the organism in Eukaryota, Metazoa, Chordata, Mammalia, Rodentia, Muridae. The record is from RefSeq and is a predicted model, not a curated record.
CUCGGGGCCGCGCCCGAGUGCCAUGGCGGCGGCCGGGGACUCCCCAGGUUCUGACCCCGCUGGUGGCGCCCGGUUCUUCUGCACCGCGGGCCGCGGCCUAGAGCCGUUCCUGAUGCGGGAGGUGCGCGCGCGCCUGGAGGCCACGCAGGUUGAAUAUAUUUCAGGAAAAGUGUUUUUCACCACCUGUUCAGAUUUGACCUCGAUGAAGAAGUUAAAGUCAGCAGAAAGACUGUUUCUGUUGAUUAAGAAGCAGCUUCCAAUUGCAGUUUCCUCUCUGCACAAAGGAAAAAUACUGAAUGAAAUCCAAAGACUUAUAAAUGAUGAUCCAGGAAGUUGGCUGAAGGGCAUUUCACUUUGGAAGAAACUUCUUGAAUGUGAUACAAAAAGAGAAAAAGUUCCUCAAAAGGAUGCUAACCCACUAAAACGAAAAGCGGGAGAAAAUGAAUUUAUCACUGCUAAGAAAUUAAAAGUAGAGGAGAGAGAGGUGGUUGAUGGGAGUCACGUGGAAGGCCGGCAGGACGGAGUACCAGAAGGCUCUCCGGAGCAGGGGGCUGCUGUCACUAGAGCUGCUGGGCUCCAGAAUGCCAAGGAGAGGACAGCUGGUGCUCAGCACGAGGAGGACGGCAUGACUUUCAGGGUUUCCUGUCGCUGCAGUGGGAAUAUCAGAAAGACCCUUACUGGACAGGAGAUAGGAAGAGUGGUUGGAAUCGCUCUCAUGAGGCAGUUCGGAUGGAAGGCUGAUCUGCGGAAUCCAAAUUUAGAGAUCUUCAUGCAUCUAAGCGAUGCCUACUGUGUUCUGGGGAUUCCCCUGCUCAGGGUUCCUUUAGCCAGCAGAACUUACAUCCAGACGGCUGGGCUGCGGUCGACCAUAGCAUGGGCCAUGGCAUCUAUUGCGGAAAUUAAGGCUGGAGCGCUGGUUCUAGAUCCAAUGUGUGGCCUUGCGACCAUACUUGUGGAAGCUGCCGAAGAGUGGCCAAGUUACCGCUGCCAUCACAAAGUGUCGAUGUUAUUAUUUCUGACAUCCCAUUUGGGAAAAAAUUUCAGUUAG